Messenger RNA from Cryptococcus wingfieldii CBS 7118, 1656 nucleotides. RefSeq lists its product as hypothetical. Lineage: Eukaryota; Fungi; Basidiomycota; Tremellomycetes; Tremellales; Cryptococcaceae. The coding region runs from base 1 to 1656 and encodes 551 amino acids. The transcript is spliced from 3 exons. The record is from RefSeq and is a predicted model, not a curated record.
AUGCAACAUCGGCACUGCGUUCAAACAUAUCUCUACACGAGGGAGAAGAGGAAGCGGAGCAGCGCUACUCGAACAAAGAUAGAUCUAAAUGCUCUGUCUGCGAACACUCCGUCAACGAAUGCUACAAGAGAGCUCAGGCGUUCAACUGCGAUUGGAUGGCCUUUCUGGUUCUCCACCCUUGUGCCAACCCCGAGUGUACAGGAUGCGAGCUACUGUGUUGGCUGUGCAAUGGUCGCCACCCUUCACCAGUCUCGAGCCAAACGCGUGCCCAUAUGCCGCUUCUGUCAACGCCAGCUCUUUUUCCCCUCUCUCCCUCACCGCGCACAGGUCCACGACGAGAACUACAUGCUGAAAGUCAUCCACAAUACCCCCGUCGAAUCUCGCUCCUCAGAUCCCUCCGCCAACGAAGUGUUGCUUCGCAUGAACGUUGAGCGAUUCAAACAGAUUCACGAUGGAUCGUUCAACUUUGAACUCUUCCAGAUCUGGAUGAUGACCCUCUACUAUCAAUUUACCAAAACACCACUCGAUUGGUCAAAGCUGGACCGAGUGGCUCUCACUCUUGUGUGGCAAGCGUCCUUCGGGUUGCAAGGUCCAGUUCUGCGCUCAGACCUCACCGACCCACGUCUGCAGUUUGACGCAGUAUGGUCGGAUCCAGCACUUCGCCACUCAUCCACCCUCGAGGGGCUCCUUGCCUUCGAAAAGCACCCUUAUGGGCAUAAGAUCGUUGAGCAGCUCACUUCCAUCCGUCGUCGUAUGAGGCAGGAAGCUGGUGGGAAGCAGAAGUUGUGGGAGGUCAAUGAGCGCAUCGCUCGCAUAGCUGCUUCGCACAUUGUGAGAGCCCGCCAGACCUAUGUCUACUGUGUGACCCAAAGCUAUGCUGCGAUCCCAUCCUUGCAAGUGGGCGGUGUACCCGAGCUGCCCCCAAACCAAAAGGUCCAGGUGCUGUUGGAGGCCCUACAGAGGCUGCAGACUGAGAUGGAUGAUCCGGCCUUCGAGUAUCUGGAGCACCACUACCGGAAACCACGCCCUUACCCUGCAUCCGACUUUAGGGUAUCGCCGGGCUUGGACCAGCCUGUUCAAGCCACGCCGUGUGUCCCAAAUACAUCCAAGACUGUACCCUUCCCCAAGGCUCCGCCUUCUUCCGCUGCCAAGAUACCGUCGGUCGCCAACACCCAGGUUCACACUGUUCCAGUGCCCACUCACCCUCAGCCCACACCUACCGCUGACGACACCCCUCGAAAAGUCUUCCCCGUCCACAAUGGAGUGCCAUACGAGAGUGUGCAGAGCCCGUUGAAGGCUGGAACGCAUAAUAACGGUGAAGGAAGAGCGUACGAAGACGGACAGAGCGCAGCUAUCGCCAUCCCAACCGCGGGUUCAAAGACCUUGUAUCCCAUCAAUAGUGACUACAGUCGAGCAGCCCAGUAUCUCGGACACCAAGCCCUCCAAAAGUCAGCAAUACAACCCAGCUCUUCAGAGAUCCACCCAACUCCCCAAACCCCUGAUGCAUCGCUCGCCACAAGCCAUCAAACACUCUGUCCCGUCACCCCUCCAGCAAAUCAUCAACGUAAUGACCCUUCGGUUCAAGAUCCACGACUCUCAGGAAGCGGUAGAGCCAUGUUGGCGAAAAGGGUUGUGGCUGUAGCCGGUGAAGAGUAG